Messenger RNA from Blepharisma stoltei, 6215 nucleotides. Lineage: Eukaryota; Ciliophora; Heterotrichea; Heterotrichida; Blepharismidae. The record is from the annotation of a GenBank genome assembly.
AUGUGAACCUUUGAUCUAAUAAACUAUCAAUGGACUAUGAUCAAGCAAAAAGGACGAAUUCCUUCAGUGAGAUCCCGUUUUGCUUAUACACGAUAUAAUGAUAAGAAUGAUAGCAACAAAUUAAAAUUUGCGAUUUAUGGAGGUACUUUAACAACUGGAGCUGAUAAUAAUUUGUAUAUGUAAUGAAUAAAUAGAUUUCAUGUCGGGAAUUUAACUUGAUCAAAAGCAAGCUCAGAAGGGGUUUCAGUCCCGAAACUAAAUUCUCCAACAAUUCAUUACUGAGAUGGAUUUAUAUAUUUAGUAGGUGGGCAAGGACAACAUGGCACUAUAUAUGAGUUCAAUCAAGAGUUUUUCAGAUAUGAUUUGACCAAUAAUAAAUGAGAAAAUAUUACAAAUUACAGUAAUACAUAUGAUUAUAGGUAUCUCACUGGAAGUACAGUAUAUAAUAAUGAGUUUUAUUUAUUAUUUGGAUGGUCUGAUAUCACAGGCAAGGAUGUAGAAAAUAUUAUGAAAGUAAAUUUAUUAGAUUCCACUUAUAAAUGAUCUAAAACAACUAUAGCCAAAGAUGAAAAUUGAAGCAUGAUCCCAAGAGAUUCAUAUGCGUUUGCUAUUGACAAUGAAAUUGUUUACUUAUUUGGAGGAUUUAGUUCAACAGCUAGUGUAGCAAUCAUGAACAGCUUAAUACAAUUUAAUUUAACCAAAUCAGAGCUUACCUAUACAAUUAUAAAUAAAUAAAUUACGAUAUGUAUUUAAGGUCCCUACUUCCAUGCGUGACAUUCCUCCGCGCUCCGUGAGGAACCGUGCUGGCACGAGCGAAAAGGAUGGACUUCCAUCACUGGUUCUCUGAGCCCAGGCCGAAACCCCUGGUUUCUCGGUAGUGGGUUGCCCUAUUGGGUCGUCAGCCGACCGUCGCCGAGCACCACCAUUUCCAACUCAGCCUUCCGCCCCGAGUUACGCCAGUCUUUGUCUCCGGUUGGCCAGGCCGUCCUUCUUUUAAGGACCCUUUUAAACUGGAGAGACCGCCUUGUUGUCUAAUCUGCCUCCCUUUUUCCCAGCUUAUCCGCUUGAGAAAAUUUCAAUCGCUUCCGCGAUUCGGGGCAGACCACAGCAGCAGCCUGAGCAGGUAAGUCGCCCUGCUCCAUUUCGGGCACCCACUGGCUUGGGCGCUGCUGGAAAAAGAAGAUGCUCCUAACUGCCCUAGGAUCUGGCCACGAUCAGCGGGUCUGUGUUUCUCCCCUGGUCGCCACCAGGGUCCAGAUAUUGCUGGGCUAAGUCGCUUCUCCUGAAAACCAUGCCCGGAUAUACAUGGGUUACCGUCACUGGGAGGACGGGUCGGACGCCAUACGCCAUUUUAUGUAUAUAUCUAUACAAUUAUAAAUAAAGAGUUUAAGAGUCCAAGCCCAAGAAAAAGCCACUCUUUAUGUGCUGCUCAAGCGAAAUUAUUUUUAUUCGGAGGACAAAAUGGGGAUACUUAUUAUAACGACUUAUGAGUUUUUGAUCCUGAUAAUCCUUAUUCCUGGAGCUCAAUUAUGACAGCAGGUAAUCCACCAUCAGCAAGAGCUGGUCAUGCAUUUGAUUCUCAAGGAGAUAUUGUAGUUAUUUUUGGAGGUUCUGAUGGAAAUUCAUACUUAAAUGAUUUAUAUUAUCUAAACCUUAUAACGAAUACAUGAAAUAAAGUUACCCCAAGCUCUACAAAUUUACCAUCAGGUAGGACAGAAGCUUGUAUGCAAAUGUUUUUGCCUUACUCCCCUUUAAAUUAAAAAUGUUAUUAGCAAAAAUAAUAGUUUGAUAAAUAGAGAAUUUUGGAUCACAGCUAUUAUAAUAAUAAAUAAAUUAAUAAAAAAAUUUGAAAAUCCUUCAAAACAUUUUUCAAUUAAAAUUUACGUUAAUUUUUCCUUUUAAAAUUAGGACAGAAUUUUUGCUCCAAAUUAAAAGGGAAGCUAUGUUUAUAUAUUUGGAGGCAAAACAGAGUCUGGAAUAAUAAAUGAUUUAUGGCUAUAUAAUACAGGGACCAAUACUUUUACACUAGUAUAUGAGGCAAAAUCUGGAGCUAACCCAUAUCCAGUUUAUGGGCAUAUGUGCGAAUUAAGUUCUGAUAUCUAUUAAUUAAAAUGGCAGCAAGUAUUCUUGGCCCAAUUCAGAUAUAAGGCUAAGAGAACCAAAAGAAUUUAAGCCGAUAAUCAAGUGCAUCCUUCCUCAGAAUAUAUGCAUCCGGGUAGAUUUGGCAUCUUUUCUCUUGAAAAUAUAGGUGCCCAUUGGGAACCUUGCUCAUUCCUAGUCAAAAAGAUGCACUUUUGGCAAGGCUAUAGAAAAGCAAUCUUUUUUCUGAGACUGCCAAAAGAAGACACUUCAGCAUUCUAAUAGACUCCAAGAAGUUAAUUCUUGGAAUUAUGCGCUAUAGAAGUUUCCUAUGUUUGGCGCUGUAAGGCGGAUAAAUUCUGAUCGGAAUUUAUCGGUAGGUUGCACCAAAUCAAUGCCUUGGUCGGACCAAAAGCGAUUUGGUCCGACGAACUUGGAAAGCUCCUGGGAAAAUGUCUGCGCUUUUAGCGCUAUAUAGAGGAAACCUCUAUACUUCUAUUGCUCUCUAUAGGAAUCCAGAAAUCCAUAAGCAGCCUAUUCAAGACUGAAACCUCAAGGCAAUAGAAGAUGGACUUCACACCUUGCAGUUAGACCUACUGAGCAGUUGGCUACAAAGCCGAAGAAUUUUUCAUAUGGGAGAUCUUUUGUAAUCGUCACCAAUAUGGCUAGCGACUGUCUUCAAUCCUAAUCCUAAUCUAAAAUUUCUGAUAUCUAUGGAAAUGUUCUUUUUUACACAAUGCUAGGAUCGACUGAUGGAGAUAUGCCGCUUGGGAGUGUUGAUGUUUUUAACAUGACUUCAAAAAAGUGAAUAAAUUUGCAUUAUGAUGCAGGGGGGAGCAACGCAAGAGCUAAUGCAGCUGUUCUGCUUAAUAAAAAAAAUGAAGUAGGUGUAAUUGGAGGACAAGCCUGAGGAACAGAUCCCAAAAACAGCAUUUAUGUUCUGGACCUCAAUACUGACACAAUCACAUCUCAAAACAGUUUAGAAGAUUAUUUUUAUUCAUUUGCUUGAGCCUAUUACAAAACAAGUUUCUAUAUUCAGGGAGGCGGUUCGGCAUCUGGAAAAGCUAUGAGAGCUUUUUUAGGUAAAAACACUUUAAUAAAAGUUGAACUUGCUUGUGAUCAAUCUACAAAUUCAUCAUGUGGGUGAGCUUGCAGCCCAGGGACAUAUCUAAAAGAUAAUGAGUGCAUUCCAUGCCCUAAAGGACAAUAUAAUUCUUUUUAUGGAGCUACUAGUUGCAGCCUCUGCCCGUCAGGGACUUUCAACGGUAAUAUCGGAGCAAAUACUGCUUACCAAUGCCUACCAUGUGAGUCAGGCUAUUAUAACCCUUUCAAUGGUUCAGCUUCUUGCAGAGAGUGCCCUAUAAACAGAUAUUGCCCUGCAGGAAGUGUCCAACCAUUAAAAAAAGAUAUAAUUGCGUCAUACUUAUCAAUCCAGCCAUCCAUGUUUCCCGCCUCAAGUUAUAAUAAAGAUGCAGAUGAUAUUGUCAAUGAUAUGCUGAUUGCAGUUGGGUCAGCUUUAUUCGUCACUUUUAUCUUAUUAUUAUGCAUAAAGUCACUAGCUCCGCUCUCACAUCUUCAAGCGAACAAAAAAUUUUGUUCGCUCACAAGGAUUAAUUUUUUUUUGUAAAAUUGUUUUUUUAAAAUUUAAAAAAAAAUUCUAAUUUGUAAAAAUUGAGAAGUAAAAAUUAAUUUAAUUUAUAAAAUUUAUGUUUAAAAUGCAAUUUGUUUAAAAUUAAACAGAAUUAGCUCGAGAUUUCAUUAUACUAAUUAUCACUUAAAUAUCAAAUUUUUUUUUUCAUUCAAACUUUUUCUAUAAAAAUAAUAUUUGUUCGCUCAUGGAGGGGGAGUAAGAAACAAGCUCCAUGAGAUUGAUCUUUAUGAAGAUGACCACAACUACAAACUGCUCGAAAAUAUGGUAAGAAGGAACACAUAUAUAGGAGGACUAUUCUCAAUUAUAUUUAUGGCAGCAGCAGUAAUCCUGAUAUAAACUCAUUCAUGCUAGUGGAUUGCUACAGACAACCGGGGGUUAGUUUCGCCAAAAAUGUUGGUGAAGCCAAUCCUUGAAAUGGCAAGCCUACAAAAUAUUGCAGAUUUAUCAUUUCAAGGGUUAGUUUUACCCACCCCACGAUCGUUUCAGGUAACUUCGGGAUCAUUUCGAUCCACUAGUGUGCAUAUGUUAUAUGCGAAAGUAUCAUUGUUUUUAUUAAAAAUAAUGUCUAUGAAAGCAAAUCUCUUGUACCCUUAGUAGCCUUGGAAAGCGAAUUGAUUGAUUUUCCAGCAUCUGUGACAAUUGAAACAAUUUUAUAUAGAUAUGGAGGUGAGUGCGUAGCUGGCGAUAAAUGCGACUCAUCUAUUUAUCAAUCGUUUUAUUAUGUUUCAUAUAGCUCAAUGGAUGUCAAUUGUAAAAAAAUUCAAGGUGACUGCCACAUAAAGAUUGAUCUCACUGAUUGUAUAAUAAGCACUGGAGCAUAUAUAGAAUUAGAUAUGCAAGAAAAGCAAAGCUACACUUCUGCUAUUAGUAUCAACUUAACAUCAUCUUCAUCUAUUCCAAAACAAUAUAGUGGCAUUUUCCAAUCUUUAAUUCCUGAUGAUAAUCAAAUUUUUAGAGGAUCUUCUCCAAGCAAGUUUUAUUUUUCUGUAAUUCCUUCGCUUUUUAAAUCAUAUGUGUCAGAUUGCUGUGCAUAAUUUUCUUCUGGAAUAAUUGCUCACCCAUAGAGUGCGUAGGCUUGGGAUUUUCUGCAACUUAUUUCUUCACAAAAUUCACUUCCAUUUCGGAUUCUUCUGCCUCGAGUCUCUUCAAAACUCGGCCUUGGGCGUGAAGCUGCAUAAAGUCCAGUGCCUGCUCAUCCCAACAAAUUACACAUCGUAGCAAGGUAUUACAACAGGCGAAAGUCUUCGCCAUUUUCUUUUUGGGGCAAAAAACCUUCCGGAAGGCGCCAAAUGUCUCACUAUCAAAAAAUUUCGACCAAAUUUUCCUGACUCCCCCCCCCCCCCCCGUGAGCGAACAAAACCAUUAGAAAAAUCGCCAUUUUUUUGACCAAAAACCCACCCUCCGUGAGUGAACAAAAAUUUUUUUAAUAGAAAAAAUUUUAAUGGAAAAAAAAUUUUGAUAUAUAAGUGAUAAUUAGUAUAAUGAAAUCUAGAGCUAAUUUCUGUUUAAAUUUUAAACAAAUUGCGUUUUAAAACAUAAAUUUUGCAAAUUAAAUUAAUAUUUGCUUCCCAAAUUUUUGCAAAUUAGGAUUUUUUUAAAUUUCGAAAAAAAUAUUUUUUAUAAAAUUUAUAUAUAAAUUUUUUUUAAAAAAAAAAAUUAACCCCCCUCCGUGAGCGAACAAAAUUUUUUUGUUCGCUCACGGAGGGGGGGGGGGGGGAGUGAGGAAAAUGUCGUGCUCGAAAAAAAGUCCUCAAUCAAAUGCCAUAUAGCCAUCAGAUUGGCCUGAUAAAUUGACAGGAUAUCAUAUUUCUUAUAAUACUCCUCCUACAGCGGGAUCUCAAUAUACUGUAGAAAAGUAAUUUUAAUAUAGUCUGCCAUUUACAUCGAACUUAAAACUUGAAAUUAUUUUGACUAGAAGUUUAAAUAGUGUAUAUACACAGAGAUUUGCAAAGCAAACAUGAUUAACAGUGCUUACCCUCCUGUUUAAAAUGAUUAUUUUUUUAAAACUAAUAUAAAAAUAUUAGUGAAAAAUCAAUUAAUAAAAUUUGAUCAAAUAUAUUCGCAUAAUCUAAGGGCAGCAUCAUUAAAUGUGAGUGUAAUUUAAUUUUUUCUAAUUCUAUUAUUUAUCAUUUUACUAUAAAAUUUCUAGAAAACUAUAUUUUGCUUUGGGUUAAUUUCUGCAAAAAUUUAUCUAGACUUUGUUUUAAUCUAAUAGAAAGGAUAUAGUGCUUUAUUGGGAUCUGUAUUUGGAGCCAUGGGUGCUCUAGGAGGAAUAAUGAAGACUUCUGAAAAAAAUUUCAAUUCAAUGAAAGCAUCAAGAAAAAAUAGAAAAAAACGAAAGAAUAUAGCACGAGAAAGAGAAAAAAUUGAAGAUAUGCUGAAUAUAAAUGAUAGCGAAUACACAAUAACUAAUCCAGCAAAAGCGGAUAUAACACAAGCAGAAUCAUUUGACACUGAAUUAAAAAUAUCGUCUAGAAUUAUAUAA